Messenger RNA from Mucor velutinosus, 933 nucleotides. RefSeq lists its product as uncharacterized. Bases 1 to 933 code for a protein of 310 amino acids. The record is from RefSeq and is a predicted model, not a curated record. NCBI's taxonomy places the organism in Eukaryota, Fungi, Mucoromycota, Mucoromycetes, Mucorales, Mucoraceae. The transcript has 2 exons. Gene Ontology annotation, biological process: phytochelatin biosynthetic process; response to metal ion. Gene Ontology annotation, molecular function: glutathione gamma-glutamylcysteinyltransferase activity; metal ion binding.
AUGGCCUCUCGCACACUUUUAUCAAAAACUUGCCUCAAAUCUUCUCUCAUACAAGCAGCGAACAAGAAGAACAUUUUGAAUAAUCGUACCACUAUUUUUCCUGGGUCUCAGGCAUCUCGCCAAGCAACUACAACUACUGCAAUAGAUACAUCUGCUACGCAAGGAAGACAAGCUUCUUUCCAGCUCUUUGAUUUCACAAAUAGAAACAAAGAAGACGUGCAUCUCGUCAAAUUUACAUCUGUUGAGGGUAAGAGACUCUUUCGUAACGCCAUGGUUCAAGGACAUGCUGAAAGCUUCUUCAAGUUGAUGGGUAACUUCUCUACACAAUCGUCUCCAUCUCAUGGCGGAGUCAGCUCUUUGGCCAUGGUACUAAAUGCUCUUGAGAUUGAUCCUAAAAGAACAUGGAAGGGAAACUGGCGCUGGUUCUCAUCUGAGCAAAUGAAAACGUGUUCACCUGCAGAGUCUAUUCAAGAACAUGGCAUCCCCUUUGAUGAAUUCACAUGUCUCGCUCAAACCCAUUGCAAAGUUCAACCUCGUCGUGGUGUAAGCUAUAGCCAAUUCCUCUCAGAUCUUGAGACUGUAACAUCGGACACUACAAGCCAAAUGGUGGUCAAUUAUUCCAGAGCUUGUCUUGGCCAGCAAGACCACUUUGCUCAUUUUAGUCCCAUUGGUGGUUACAACAAGGCUGAAGGCCAAAUUUUGAUCAUGGACGUUGCUCGUGGUAAAUAUCCUAGCGUGUGGGUGCAUACAAAAGAUCUCUUCAGAGCUAUGAUGGCUAGCAGCAAAGAAGAAGGUGGUCGUAGUCGAGGCUAUUUUGUCCUGAGCAACUAUGAUCAAGCCAAACAACAAUCGCCUGAUAUUCUCUUGACCUCGGCGAUUAGUUCCUCAAAGCUUAAAUGCCAGGAUUGUUCCCGCAAAUGUCAUUCCUCUUAA